Molecule: messenger RNA, 2274 nt
Organism: Ixodes scapularis (black-legged tick)
Lineage: Eukaryota; Metazoa; Arthropoda; Arachnida; Ixodida; Ixodidae
Exons: 7
Coding region: 1-2274 (757 amino acids)
Biological process (GO): DNA integration
Molecular function (GO): nucleic acid binding
Source: RefSeq, a predicted model, not a curated record
AUGGUGCAACACAAGGUCCAUGCCAUCGACAACCACGAAGACCCUGAAGAAGAAAUGUAUGUGUCGGAGCUGAGAACCAAGACAAGCAAGACGGUGUGGCAAGAAGAGAUCCAGUUCAAGUGUGGAACUAAAGUUGUCAUGAAACUGGACACAGGAGCGCAAUGCAACGUCCUCCCAAGCAAGAACGUCCAAGCCAUGAGACUACAAGUGUUUCCUUCGCCAGUCAAAAGAAUCGCAACAUACAGCAAUCACAAGAUGCAAGUGAUCGGUGAGGUGAGAGAAGCAUGCACUGUCCGUGAUCAGCCAGCGAAACUGAAAUUCCUCGUCGUGAACUCUGACGUGACACCAGUUCUGGGUCAGAACGCAUGCGAGCUCCUCAACCUCGUGAAGAGAGUGCACACAGUCCAAGCAACGCAAGAAGAUGACGAAAUAUUUCAAGGCAUCGGUUGCAUCAAGAACUUUGUCUAUGAUGCCGAUGUCAAAGAGGGAGCAAGCAAGAAGCUGGAAAACAAGCCACCAAGAAGGGUCCCAUAUGCACUUAUGGAUGAAGUCAAGCAAGAGCUCACGAGCAUGGAACAGAAAGGAAUCGUCGAAAAAAUCACAGAACCAACUCCAUUCUGCAGUGAAAUGGUUGUUGUGAAGCAGCGAGGAAAGAUCAGGAUCUGCAUCGAUCCAGUGGAACUGAACAAAGUUCUUAUAAGACGAAACUAUCCUCUCAAGACUUUGGAAGAAAUUGUUGCGCAUGUCAGAGGAUCCAAGCGGUUCACUCUGCUAGACCUCAAGAAAGGAUUUUGGCAAAUGCAAAAGUUCGUGCCCAACCUUGCGGACAAGACUGCACCACUGAGAAAGCUCAUUACCAAGGACACUGAGUACCUGUGGACAGAGGAACAGAGCAAGGCACUGACCGAAAUCAAGCAAGCGCUGAAGAGUGCACCAACACUCGCAUACUACAACGUUAAUGGUGCUAUGACCCUUUCAGUGGACCAGUACGCACCAACAGUCGUCUACAAGAAAGGAACAGAACUCGUGAUCGCAGAUCUACUGAGCAGAGACUGCAUCAAGAACGAGUCGGCAGGUGCAUAUACAGAUGACAUACAAGUGAUGGCAAUUGUACCCAUGUCACCUGAAACAAUGGAAGAACUAAAGAGGGACAUUGCCCAAGACAAAGAAAUCCAAGAAGUGAUCCAAGCCACGAAAGAAGGAUGGCCAAGCACCACAAGAGGGCUCAGUGACCCAAUGAAGCUGUAUUGGUCAUUUAGGGAUGAACUCGCUGUGUAUGAAGACAUGUUGUUCAGAAGCGAUCGGAUAGUCAUUCCGAAAACUUGGAGAAACAGACUGCUCGUCCAGAUCCACGUGGGACAUCUAGGCAUAAACAGUUGUCUAAAGAGAGCCCGCGAGACUGUAUACUGGCCAGGGCUAACGACAGACAUCAAAUGCUACGUGGAAAGAUGUGCCACAUGCCAAGCAACUGACAAGAAACCAGCGAGACAGCCACUUCAUCUCAAAGAAAUACCAGACCUCCCGUGGGAAAGAGUAGCAUCAGAUCUCUUCAACUUCGAAGGAAAGUCCUACGUUGUCAUUGUCGACAGCUACUCUGGAUACCUAGACUUCAAGAAGCUCUCAGGAGAAUCGUCAAAAGAAGUUGUAAACGUCAUGAAAGAGUGGCUAGCAACUCAAGGCGUCCCCAAAGUGAUUGAAACAGACAACGGUCCCUGCUACGCAGCACAAGAAUUCAAGAACUUUAGCAGAGACUGGGGCUUCCAGCACGUGACUUCAAGUCCGAGCGUGCCGGACAAGCUGCGUCACGAGCGCAACCAGCAGAAGGCUUACGCUGACCAGCACUCCAAACGAGCCCCUGCCAUGGCCCAAGGCGAUAAAGUCAAAGUUUGGGAAGAAAACAGGAGAUGGGUUCCUGGAACAGUCGUACGUCUUUCGGAAGAACCUCGAGCUGGCGAAGGACUUAACUCUAAAGAUGUCCAAGAAGCCUGCGGCAAUGCUUGGAACAAGAACAUUAGACACUUCGGGAUGCUGAACAUUCGGAACCUAAACAAUAAUGCGGCCGUCGCAAGCAGCACGAAGCUACUCAAAUGGAUCGUCGGACUAGCGUUAAAGGCCGCAAUCAUUGACACCACCAACAGAUACGUGAUGAUGAGUUUCACGAUGGGCAGUGCUGGUUUCCGCAUGCCAGACAAGUGGCGGCAGGGCACCCAUGACGUACCUGUCGUGCACAGUCUCAUGUUCUACCCGCAGCCAUCGCAGCUCUUGAAACUCUAA